AUGGAUCUUUCAUCGCUUGAAGGUCCUCCACUUCCAGAUUCCAGUUUUAAUGUCCGUACUUCCGUUUGGUCUCCGCGUGGCACGGAGAUUCCUCGGAUACACCUCGACCCUACCCCAUCAACAUCGACAUGGCCGCAAACACCGUCGCUCAAUUAUGACGAUUACCCGCCUAGACCGGCAUCUUCCGGGUCCACCGCGUUGCGCAGAUACCAUCGAAGCCAAGACCAGAAUGCAGAGACAUACCAGUUCAGACGGAGGAGUUACAACGACGAGUCCCCAGGGCUCCUUCAUCCGCCCUCGUCCUCGUCGAACGGAUACCGCGUCUCAGAGUCGGAUUUGGCAAACCACGCAGGCACGCAACGCAGAAACACCCUCGUCUGGUGCGAGGCCCAAAAGACAUGGCUUGCUCUGGAGCGCCAUGCGCCGGGGAACACAGCACCCGCGCUUUCAAUCCCGCAGUCCCAGUCUGCAGAAUCGUACCACGCAGCCUCGCGGGGCUUAGGGCAGAGUCACAGCCAGAGUCAGAAUCGUGACCGGUAUAUGGACGGUGAUGACCUGCCACCUCCGUACGAGAGCCAUUACUAUGAUCGGAUUCUCGCUGCGCAGCCGAUGUCGUCGGCACACGGCCAGUAUCCGUAUCAGAAUCGUCGUCCUGGACAGGUGUCGAGAUGGGGUGCUGUCGCGAGACGGAUGAAUCGGUCGCCUGGUACUCAGGCUUGGUAUUAA
Molecule: messenger RNA, 726 nt
Organism: Aspergillus chevalieri
Lineage: Eukaryota; Fungi; Ascomycota; Eurotiomycetes; Eurotiales; Aspergillaceae
Exons: 1
Coding region: 1-726 (241 amino acids)
Source: RefSeq, a predicted model, not a curated record